CUUCUUGUUCGUCGUCAACAUCUGUCCGGCCUGACGCAGCAGGGGCUCAACAUGGCGCAGCAGUUCGUGAAGGCGAAGAUCAAAGGCGACAAAGUGGUGCUGUUCAUCAAGCCCACGUGCUCCUUCUGCAUCAAGGCUAAAGACGUGUUGUCCAAGUACAAGUUCAAGCCGGGAUGUCUGGAGUAUGUGGACAUCAGCAGCCGCAGCGACAUGGGCAGCAUGCAGGACUACUUCCUGGAGCUGACCGGAGCCCGCACGGUCCCCCGGGUGUUCAUCGGCGAGGAGUGUGUUGGAGGUGGCAGCGACGUGGAGGCCCUGCAUAAGAGUGGGAAGCUGGAGGGCAUGCUGCAGUCCAUCGGGGCUCUGCAGUGAUUGGCUGAAGAGCUUCAGGGAUUUGGCGUCCAGAUGUGGUCACAUGACUAUGCAGCGGGACUUGCGGAGCUUGCGCCGCCGCUGCUGGUACUCGCUCAGCUCCUGCAGGUAGCCUCUGGACGGCCAGCGUAGCCUCUCCACCUGCUCGCGUUCCUCAUCUGUAACGCACAUAAAGAAGACUUUUAACCUCUCAUACGCUGCAGACAACUACCGGAGGUGUUGCCGAUUCAAAAUCAGCAAGAUUUCCUGUACUUGGUUGGACCUCACAGAAACUGCAUGGCUUGUUUCUGUAAAUGUAGCCAUCAAAGCUGAAAUGUCUUGCUCCCAAAGAGCAACUGAGGACCAGCGGGGCUCAGUUGUUAUUUAGCUUUUGCUUGUGCACUUCACUUCCCGUCCAAAACUCAAACUCCUGAAGCAACGUCGGUGUGCAUUUUCCCUUCAGACUGACACAAUGUCUACACUACCCUCCUUUUGAGAUUUGGGCAUGAAAGUAAGUUCUGGAGGAUGUUGGAAUCAUGAAGACAAGUCGAAUCUGUUUUUAUAUGAGGCUGCGAGAGGAGGAACAUAAAAAUACCACUGUGGUCUUUAAGGGGUCUGCACACCGACAUUGCACCAGGUCUUUGUGGCUUAAAUGCUUUUUCUGUAUUUGACUGAUGAUGAUAAUAAAAUGUGCUCCUGCUAUGAAA
Molecule: messenger RNA, 1058 nt
Organism: Salarias fasciatus (jewelled blenny)
Lineage: Eukaryota; Metazoa; Chordata; Actinopteri; Blenniiformes; Blenniidae
Gene: glrx
Product: glutaredoxin (thioltransferase)
Exons: 3
Coding region: 52-372 (106 amino acids)
Cellular component (GO): mitochondrion
Molecular function (GO): glutathione disulfide oxidoreductase activity
Source: RefSeq, a predicted model, not a curated record